AUGACGGCGACACGAAACAAGAAGCCCUUGUUUGUGAAGCCUCAGAAGUAUUCCAAGUCAGAAACUUCACAAAAGCUUGAGAAUACUGCUGCAGACGACUGCCAGCGGUGCUUCCUCCGCCUGGAGGCCUACCCCGACCAUGCUUGUGAGACACGUCAAGGAUCUAGAUCCUGCAACUACUGUCUUCUGGUGCGCCAUAGGUGCCAACCGCUUCCUGACGAGAUCAAACCUGCUGCUGUUGCUUCUCUGAAGAAGACUGGCAAAGCUAGGGUGAACGCAAUCCGCGCUGUUCGUCAGAUGAUCAAGGACAGAAGCCGCCGAAUUAAUCGGAAGGCGAGUGAACAGGCUGCGCGAAAUAAGCAGCUUAAACGUGAGCCGGAGGAUAGCCUUUGA
This is a messenger RNA of Penicillium atrosanguineum, 393 nucleotides long. RefSeq lists its product as uncharacterized. The record is from RefSeq and is a predicted model, not a curated record. The coding region runs from base 1 to 393 and encodes 130 amino acids. Lineage: Eukaryota; Fungi; Ascomycota; Eurotiomycetes; Eurotiales; Aspergillaceae. The transcript is spliced from 2 exons.